CUCGUAGUGGAGUUCAUUGUUCGUCUACUCUCCUGCUAAUAUUAAUAGCUAGCAGGCUGCAGAGGCUGUUUUAGCUAGCUACAUUACCUCUUGCAAGAAAGUAAAAUAAGAAUACAAUAUACUUUAGAAAAAAGCUAGAAUACAGAGAUGAGUAAAAGGAAAGCGCCACAGGAAUCCCCAAACGAGGGAAUAACAGACUUUCUUACAGGUAAAUCAAGCGGCGUGCUAGCUACCAGCUAACGACACCUGGCUAGCACAUAUGAAUAGGUUAGCUAGCUAGCUUAAUUUGCAACCAAAUAUCGCAAACAAUGGGUCAAGCAGAUGGACAUAAUAUGAAUAGCUUGUUACUAACUAGUAUAUAAAACACGAAUGCAAAUUUAUUUCAAUCUUUAAAACGCUAACCCCUAGUGUUGUGUAGUCCUCGUAACGUUGAGUUAGCUAAUAGCUGUGUCAAACUCGUCACAUUUAAUCCCCUUUUGCACAGCCUGUUAUGGUGAGGUAAAACGUCAGCAUCUGUGAUGCUCAUGGACCAUGGUUAAUAGCCUGUUAAUCCCUCCAAUAUUCUCUGUUAGUUUAUGUUUCUUCAAUAUGCGAAGUCUGAGUCAGUAUGAUUCUAUAUUUGUUUCUUACUCUUCCAGAAUUGGCCAACUAUGAGAGGAAUGUCAACAGAGCUAUCCACAAGUACAACGUCUACAGGUAAGACAUGGUAGUAGUGUAGUGAAGGAUGCUAGUGUCCCUUCACAACAGGCAUCUGAAUAAGUCAUUUGUCUGGCUCCUUCAGCCCCACGUUUACAGUGAAGAACUUUAUCUGUGUUGUGCAACUGUUUUUCAGGAAAGCCGCUUCAGUGAUCUCCAAGUACCCCCAGAAGAUCAAAAAUGGGGAGGAGGCCAAGAAACUGGUGAGGGCAUAGGUGUCUCAGACAGUACAGUGCUGUUAUAGCAGUAGUUGAUUGACUUGGAAGCUCAUCUGAUGUUAGCCCAAGAUGUAAUCAAAUCAAAUGUUAUUUGUCACAUACACGUGUUUAGCAGAUGUUAUUGAUGGGUGUAGCAAAAUGCUUGUGCUUCUAGCUCCGACAGUGCAGUAAUAUCUAACAAUUUCACAACAUAUACCCAAUACACACAAAUCUAAGUAAGGAAUGGAAUUAAGAAUAUAUACAUGUAUGGACGAGCAAUGACAGAGCGGCAUGGACUAAGAUACAGUAGAAUAUUAUAGAAUACAGUAUAUACAUAUGAGAUGAGUAAUGCAAGAUAUGUAAACAUUAUUAAAGUGACUAGUGUUCCAUUUCUUAAAGUGGCCAGUGAUUUCUAUAGGAAGCAGCAGCCUCUAAUGUGCAAGUGAUGGCUAUUUAACAGUCUGAUGGCCUUGAGAUAGAAGCUGUUUUUCAAUUAUCUCGGUCCCAGCUUUGAUGCACCUGUCCUAACCUCGCCUUCUGGAUGAUAGCGGGGUGAACAGGCAGUGGCUCGGGUGUCCUUGAUGAUCUUUUUGGCCUUCCUGUGACAUCGGGUGCUGUAGGUAUCCUGGAGGGCGGGUAGUUUGCCCCCGGUAAUGCGUUCGGCAGACCACACCCCUCUCUGGAGAGCCCUGCGGUUGUGGGUGGUGGAGUUGCCGUACCAGGCAGUGAUACAGCCCGACAGUAUGCUCUCAAUUGUGCAUCUGUAAAAGUUACUACCGUUACUCCUUAAGGUCCAAGGACCUUCCUUGUAUGUUAUUUUCAGAGGUAGACUGGCUCUGGCAGCCAAAACAGCCAAGUACUCCAUCUAAACGUGAAUCGAUUCUCAAAACCGAUAUAGUUAUAUAAACAUAAAGCCCUCUACUUUCAUAUCACAUCAAAAUAAUUUCACAAAUGCAAAAUAUACACUUACUGUACACUUUUUUUAACCGGCAGCCAACCGUAUUUUUCAGUGACCACACGUUUCUGGAGGCUUUCUUCUGUUACGCACAGGUGUUCGGAGUACGCUAGAUAGCUAAUUAGCACAGGUGGUCCCUCUGUCUUCCGUCUGUCUUCCGUAAACACGCGCUGUAAUAUGGAAAUAGGGUGUUGUGGGAACACUUACCCAAUAAAGGUGUGUAUCAAUUUAACCUUUAGUUAUUUUUUUAAACAUUUCAUGCCUUUAUGAAAGAUAAGGUCCUUAUGCUUCCAAAACUGUACAGCAAGCGGCGCGUGUUAAUGUUCAGACCGAGCGUUGGGGCUCUUAACAAAACUCCUGUACAGAAGACACCUUCGUCCAAUUACUUUUAUGUCAUGAUCAAGGAUUAAUCUGAUGCCAGCCAAUGCUCACCUGUAAAGUAGUAUAACAAUACAUCAUUAUACUUACAUUAUACAUUAUAUUGUGUUAAUCUAUUUUAAAUAGGAGGGAGUUGGAAAAGAGAUCGCUAAGAAGAUAGAUGAGUUUUUACAAACAGGAACACUCAAGAAGUUGGAAAAGGUGAGUGUUUGAGGAAUUACAUAUUAUCCUUCAUGCAUAGACAGUGAACUCUGUGUUAAAGGUGCAGUCUGUCACUUCUUUGUCCACUGUAACCACAAUGCAAAAUGCACAAACAAAAUAUGAUAAUUAAAUUGUUAUUUCCACUCAGUUUGAUGCAGGCUAAUGGAUUGUGUUUAUCUUCCCAGAUUCGUAAUGAUGACACCAGCUCAUCCAUCAACUUCCUUACCAGAGUUACUGGUAUUGGGUAUGUCUUCUGCUUUGUUUGUUAAACCCAAUCCCUGACCCCUUUUUCUAGCCCUGGGGUGGCAAACUCUUCUCGCAGAGAACUACCGUUCCACAGGAUUUUGUUCCAGCCUUUAUCGAACACACAUAACCAGUUGUUAACUCUUCUCCCUCCUUCUCCAGUCCGGCUGCUGCCAGAAAGUUUUUUGAUGAGGGAGUGAAGACCCUGGAAGGUUUGUCGAACUUUUAAAGCUAUUUUUUACAUUAAGAAGAAUAUACCAGAAUAGCCUGCAGUGCAUAUGGUGAAGGGGUUGAGUAUAUACAGUGGGGGAAAAAAGUAUUUAGUCAGCCACCAAUUGUGCAAGUUCUCCCACUUAAAAAGAUGAGAGGCCUGUAAUUUUCAUCAUAGGUACACAUCAACUAUGAUGGACAAAUUGAGAGAAAAAAAAUCCAGAAAAUCACAUUGUAGGAUUUUUAAUGAAUUUAUUUGCAAAUUAUGGUGGAAAAUAAGUAUUUGGUCACCUACAAACAAGCAAGAUUUCUGGCUCUCACAGACCUGUAACUUCUUCUUUAAGAGGCUCCUUUGUCCUCCACUCGUUACCUGUAUUAAUGGCACCUGUUUGAACUUGUUAUCAGUAUAAAAGACACCUGUCCACAACCUCAAACAGUCACACUCCAAACUCUACUAUGGCCAAGACCAAAGAGCUGUCAAAGGACACCAGAAACAAAAUUGUAGACCUGUACCAGGCUGGGAAGACUGAAUCUGCAAUAGGUAAGCAGCUUGGUUUGAAGAAAUCAACUGUGGGAGCAAUUAUUAGGAAAUGGAAGACAUACAAGACCAUUGAUAAUCUCCCUCGAUCUGGGGCUCCACGCAAGAUCUCACCCCGUGGGGUCAAAAUGAUCACAAGAACGGUGAGCAAAAAUCCCAGAACCACACGGGGGGACCUAGUGAAUGACCUGCAGAGAGCUGGGACCAAAGUAACAAAGCCUACCAUCAGUAACACUCUACGCCGCCAGGGACUCAAAUCCUGCAGUGCCAGACGUGUCCCCCUGCUUAAGCCAGUACAUGUCCAGGCCCGUCUGAAGUUUGCUAGAGUGCAUUUGGAUGAUCCAGAAGAGGAUUGGGAGAAUGUCAUAUGGUCAGAUGAAACCAAAAUAUAACUUUUUGGUAAAAACCCAACUCGUCGUGUUUGGAGGACAAAGAAUGCUGAGUUGCAUCCAAAGAACACCAUACCUACUGUGAAGCAUGGGGGUGGAAACAUCAUGCUUUGGGGCUGUUUUUCUGCAAAGGGACCAGGACGACUGAUCCGUGUAAAGGAAAGAAUGAAUGGGGCCAUGUAUCGUGAGAUUUUGAGUGAAAACCUCCUUCCAUCAGCAAGGGCAUUGAAGAUGAAACGUGGCUGGGUCUUUCAGCAUGACAAUGAUCCCAAACACACUGCCCGGGCAACGAAGGAGUGGCUUCGUAAGAAGCAUUUCAAGGUCCUGGAGUGGCCUAGCCAGUGUCCAGAUCUCAACCCCAUAGAAAAUCUUUGGAGGGAGUUGAAAGUCCGUGUUGCCCAGCGACAGCCCCAAAACAUCACUGCUCUAGAGGAGAUCUGCAUGGAGGAAUGGGCCAAAAUACCAGCAACAGUGUGUGAAAACCUUGUGAAGACUUACAGAAAACGUUUGACCUGUGUCAUUGCCAACAAAGGGUAUAUAACAAAGUAUUGAGAAACUUUUGUUAUUGACCAAAUACUUAUUUUCCACCAUAAUUUGCAAAUAAAUUCAUUAAAAAUCCUACAAUGUGAUUUUCUGGAAUUGUUUUCUCAUUUUGUCUGUCAUAGUUGACGUGUACCUAUGAUGAAAAUUACAGGCCUCUCUCAUCUUUUUAAGUGGGAGAACUUGCACAAUUGGUGGCUGACUAAAUACUUUUUCCCCCCACUGUAUGGGAAUGCCAUACAAUUUCAAAAGUAACUUCAAUUAUUAUUAUUAGACUAGAGUGCGCUCCAAAAGUGUUGGGACAGUGACACAUUUUUUGUUGUUUUUCUCUGUAAUGGAUUUGAAAUUAUACAAUGACUAUGAGGUUAAAGUGCUGACUGUUAGCUUUAAUUUUAAUUUUCAUCCAUAUCGGGUUACAGAUGCACAAAUAUCAUACUCCCAAGACAUGCUAACCUCUCACCACGGGGAGGUUAUCAAUUUUGGGGGGAAUUAUAUUUAUGCCUCUUUUUCAACGAUUCAUUCAGGAUUAUCAGUAAUCAUGGUAGCAUCCACAUUAAUGUAGAAGUGUUUAGAAAUAUAUUCUAUUCCAUAUCGGUUCACCUCAAAUUAAAGCUGACAGUCUGCACUUUAACCUCAGUCAUUGUAUCAUUUCAAAUCCAAAGUAAUGGAGUACACAUACAAAACAAGGAAUGUGUCACUGUCCCAAUACUUUUGGUGCUCACUGUAUAUUAACAAUGUUGUGCUUUUAGAUCUGAAGAAAAUUGAACACAAGCUCAAUCAUCAUCAGCAGAUUGGACUCAAGUAAGUGUGAAUUUCCUGUCAGUGGUUCAAUCUGCCUGCACCAAUGUAAGUGUUUUGCUAAUGUUGUAUGAGCAUCAUUGGUUGGUGUCUCAUACAUUCCAAUUUAAGUUUCCUGUUCAUGCUUGAUGGCAUGUGUGUGACGCUGCUCUGUGUCUGCUGUAGGUACUUUGAGGAGUUUGAGAAGAGGAUUCCACGAGCUGAGAUGACGAAGAUGGAGGUGGGUGAAAUUACUGUUGUGAAAACAUUUUAUGCCACUUUUUAAAAGUGGUUAGAAUGGCGUUUAUUUACUCUUACUACUGUCUUACACUUUGUGUGUGUUUGUCCAGACCUUCAUUCUGCAGGAGCUGGAGUUGCUGGAUACUGAGUACAUCGGGACCAUCUGUGGAAGCUACAGGAGAGGUGAGUCCUGACAUGUAGUGGUGUACUUGGAGGUUUUUAGUAUUAGUAAUAACUGUGUGUACUGUUUAGAUGUGCAUGUUUCAUCUAUGAUCAAGGAAGUGAUUGCACUGGGAAGAAAAAUAAACUAGAUUUAUUUUUUUGGUCAUUUUCUCAUUAUUUAUCUGUUCCUGCAUUCUCUUCUGCAGGUGCUGAAUCCAGUGGGGAUAUUGAUAUCUUGUUGACCCACCCAAACUACACCUCUGUGGAUGAGAAACAGGUAACCACCAAACUCCACAAUGCCUACUGCUGCUUUGGUACUGUAAUGAUUAAUAUACACACACUAAGGUACAGUUGACUCCUUUAUAAGUGCACAUUGGAUAAGUGCAAUCUCCAUUUAAGUGCUUUACAGUUCACCAGUCCAUAUUUGAAUACAUUCUUGAUAUUUGCUAUGUAUAUCUUCAUGCUUUGGUUUAGUGCAUGCAUUCAUGACAGCCCAAGGGCAUUGCAUUCAACAGAAGACGACCUUUUAUGACUUUCAUAUGCUCAUCCCAUCCUUCCUUUGUUCUUCCUCUUCAAGCCCAAACUUCUCCAUGCCGUGGUGGAACAUUUUGAGUCCAUUGGGUUCAUUACAGACACACUGUCCAAAGGAGACACCAAAUUCAUGGUGAGGACUGCGUGUGGCUAGCUAGCUGCAGGGAAUAUUGCUUUAUCUGUUUCUUUAACAGUGAAAGUAACUAAGAUGUUUUAUGUCUUCAUUUGUAAUGUAAUUUGUACAGCAAGUGUCUGUACUGCUUUCACUUAACUAAAUUGGAAGCAAGCGUUCAAGCACAUGGCUCACUGCUUAUUUAUGUGAUAGUUACUCUCUCUAGUCACAUUAGUCAGAAUGUUUAUCAAUUCAACCUAUAUUUUACCUGGUCCACGACCUGGUCAUUGAUUUGAUGGUUGCUGUCUCUAGGGAGUCUGCCAGCUGCAACAAAAUGAUGAAGACGGGGAGGAAUAUCUUCACAGGCGCAUUGAUAUCAGGUGGGUAUCUAGUGUCCUCUUGACACCGCCUGAUAUAGAGGUCCUAGAUGGCAGGAAGCUCGGCCCCAGUGACGUACUGGGUUGUACGCACUACCCUCUGUAGCGCUUUGCGGUCAGAUGCCAAGCAGUUGCCAUACCAAGCGAUGAUGCAGCCAGUCAAGAUGCUUUCAAUGGUGCAGCUGUAUAACUUUUUGAGGAUCUGAAGGCACAUGCCAAAUCUUUUCAGCCUCCUGAGGGGGAAGAGGCGUUGUUGUGCCCUCUUCACAACUGUUGUUGUGUGUGGACCAUGAUAGGUCCUUAGUGAUGUGGACUCUGAGGAACUUGAAGCUCUCGACCCGCUCCACUACAGCCCUGUCGAUGUGAAUGGGGGUGUGCUCGGCCCUCCGUUUCCUGUAGUCCACAAUCAGCUCCUUUGUCUUGCUGACUUUGAGGGAGAGGUUGUUGUUCUGGCACCACACUGCCAGGUUUCUGACAUCCUCCCUAUAGGCUGUCUCAUCGUCGUCGGUGGUCAGGCCUACCACCAUUGUGUCGUCGUCAAACUUAAUGAUUGUGUCGCUAUAACAGAAAUAAAAUGUCCCUUAUCUUACUGCAGGUUAAUUCCUAAGGACCAGUAUUACUGUGGUGUGCUGUAUUUCACUGGCAGUGACAUCUUCAAUAAGAACAUGAGAACUCACGCUCUGGAGAAAGGCUUCACUCUCAACGAGUACACCAUCCGGCCAGUGGGGGUCACUGGUGAGUCACACUGAAAUAGCAGCAGUCCAAAAUCAACCCCUUGCCGCAACUGCUAAAGACAUUCUGUUUGGUUCUGAAAGGACCGGAUGGAUUGGUGUAAGCUGAGGAAACUCAUAUUGCUUACACACAGCGAAUCCUUCAGAUCCAAGUGUCUAGAGAUUGAUUUUGGAUUAGGCACCUGUAUCUUAUUUACUGAAAUUCAUAAAUGUAUCUAUCUCUGUCAUUAACUGGUGGGUUAGCCAACUGUGUAAAGUGACUUAAACUGCAAGGUUAGUUCAUGUCUGUUUCUCUGUGGUUGUAGGUAUGGCCGGAGAGCCUCUGAUGGUGGACAGUGAGAAGGACAUCUUUGACUACAUCCAGUGGAAAUACAAAGAGCCCAAAGAGCGCAGCGAGUGAAAGGAGGGGUUAAAAAUACACUUUUUAUCCUCACAUGAUUUAACUUCAAAGGCUGAAAAUGGUGUAUGUGUUUCUGUGUGUUUUAGGGAUUCUAUAUAUUUUGGUGUCUGUUUUCCCAGGAGGGAAAAAUAGGACAAAACCAUGAGGUUUCUCCCAGUCCCACUGACUUUUUAUACCAGGUAAUAGAUAUUGAAGUGAACUCUAUCAAUGUUUUUGAAAUCACUAGUAAAUGCAAUCAUGCAUUGAGAACGAAAUAUGCUUUAGAUUGACAAAUCAUUUAGAGCUUCAAAUAGACUUGCAAACACUCAUCAUAUGCAUGAUGUGUUCUUUGAUUGCCAGAGAUUUCUACAGUCUCUGACAAUGCCAAGAGUAAGACAUCAUUAUUUAUUUACAGUGCUGUCACUCAGCAGAAACAUGCAAAUAUAUUUGUAUUGAUGGUGCUGAGGUAGUAACUUAUGUGUCUCAAACAGCAACACAGUGUGUCAGUCUUUCUGCUUUGUGGCUGUCUUGUUUGGCUAGCUAGGCAACAAUGUUGCCUUGACUUCAGAAACAGACUGGCUAAAGCAUAGGGCUGCUGCCAGAUCUUGUUGGUAUGCCUGACUAGUCACUCCUGC
Messenger RNA from Coregonus sp. 'balchen', 8291 nucleotides. Lineage: Eukaryota; Metazoa; Chordata; Actinopteri; Salmoniformes; Salmonidae. The record is from the annotation of a GenBank genome assembly.